UUUGCAUUUCAAAUAUGCAGCCUUUCAUUUGUAUUUUGAACGAUACAAUUGAUAGGUGAAAUUUUCUGCACUUAGCUUAAUCUAAGGGCUUUUAUAUAACGCCGAAGAAAAGCUAAAAUGAGCGCCCAAGUAUUAUAUACUAAGGGCGCUCGAGUUUGGCUUCCUGAUGAGACAAACGUCUGGGUUUCAGGGGAAGUUUGUCAUGAUCUUGAAAGCAGUUUGCUAAGCAUUCAAACAGUUGAUGGAGAGGUCAUAGCCUAUGAUGUUGAGAAAAAUGGUUUACCUCCAUUAAGAAAUCCUGAAGUCUUGGUUGGCGAAAAUGACUUGACAACACUUAGCUAUCUUCACGAACCAGCUGUUUUGCACAACUUAAAAAUGAGAUUUCAAGAAUACAACACAAUCUAUACCUAUUGUGGUAUAGUUCUUGUAGCUAUCAAUCCUUAUGAAGAGAUCCCUCUCUAUGGUUUCGAUAUAAUCUCUGCAUACAACGGUGCUGCAAUGGAGGAAAUGGAUCCUCACAUUUUUGCUGUUGCUGAAGAUGCAUUCAGGACUAUGAGCAGAGAAGAACAAAAUCAAUCUAUAAUUGUAAGUGGAGAAAGUGGAGCUGGUAAGACUGUGAGUGCAAAGUAUGCCAUGAGAUAUUUUGCUGCUGUUGGAGGCUCUGAAUCUGAAACACAUAUUGAGAAAAAAGUACUUGCUUCAAAUCCUGUUAUGGAGGCAUUUGGUAAUGCAAAGACAAUACGUAAUAACAAUAGCAGUAGAUUUGGGAAGUAUCUUGAGAUUAACUUCAACCAAAAUCAUCAUAUCAUUGGAGCACAUAUUCGGACUUAUCUCUUGGAAAAAUCACGUGUGGUGUUCCAAGCCUCUGAUGAAAGAAAUUAUCACAUCUUUUAUCAACUGUGUGCCCAUUCGGAGGAACCAAAAUUCACUAAUCUACGACUGGGCCACCCAGAUGAUUUUCUCUACCUGAACCAAGGUGGGAAUCCUUGUAUAAAUGGUGUUGAUGAUUCCGAACUGUUUGAAGAAACAUGUGAAGCUUUUGACCUGCUGGGAGUACAUCAGGAUGAACAGGCAAAAAUAUUUCAAGUUCUUGCUGCUAUCUUGCAUUUGGGGAACAUAAACAUUGAAGAAGAUGAUGGACGUGAAGGCACUUGUAUAGAUAAUGAUGACUUCCACUUAGCUAUAGCUGCUUUUCUCCUUGGAAUUGAUCGAGCUCAGUUCCAGAAAUGGCUUUGCUUUAGGAAAAUUGUUGCACAUAGAGAAAUUGUGAUCGGAAAUCUCAACCUGCAACAAGCAACUGUUGCAAAAGAAGCUCUAUCCAAGCACAUAUAUGCUCAAAUAUUCAACUUCAUUGUUGCAAGUAUUAACAAAGCUUUGAUGCCUUUGGAUCAGAAAAAAGUUCACUCAUUUAUUGGAGUAUUGGAUAUAUAUGGUUUUGAAACAUUUGAGGUGAACAGUUUCGAACAAUUUUGUAUUAAUUACGCGAACGAAAAACUUCAACAACAAUUCACAAUGCAUGUGUUUAAAUUGGAACAAGAGGAAUAUGUAAGAGAAGAAAUUGACUGGUCAUUUAUCAGGUAUUACGACAAUCAACCAUGCAUUGAUCUCAUUGAAGGAAAACUCGGCAUCUUAGACCUUCUUGAUGAGGAGUGCAAGUUGACAAAAGGCUCGGAUGCAAACUGGACUCGUAAGCUUUACCAAGAACAUAUAAAGAAGAAACCUAACGUUCAUUUUGAGAAGCCACGCAUGUCAGAAAUGGCGUUUUUAGUUGUGCACUUUGCUGAUACUGUGACGUAUGAUAGCGAGGGUUUCUUGGAGAAGAACAGAGACAACGUGAAUGAAGAACAUAUUUUACUGUUGAAAGCAAGCGAGCACAGUUUUGUUGGAGAAUUAUUUACAGAACAAAAAACAACCGUUCCAGCACAACGGAAGCGCGCGAAUUUAAAAGCAACUAAAACAGCAUCGGCUGCAAAGAAGACUGUCGGCUCACAGUUUCGUGACUCGCUUACCAAAUUGAUGGAGACACUCAAUUCUACCACACCUCAUUACGUUCGUUGCAUUAAACCAAAUGACGAAAAGAAGGCUUUCACUUUUGAACCAAAGCGAGCAAUGCAACAAUUAAGAGCGUGUGGUGUUCUAGAGACGAUUAAAAUCAGUGCUGCUGGUUAUCCCUCAAGAUGGUCGUAUGUGGAUUUCUUUUAUCGAUAUCGAAUGUUAGUAAAGUGGAGCAGGAUUAAAAAGAAUGACCUCAGAUUGAGCUGUGAAGACAUUUUAAAUACUUUGUUAAAUGAUCCAGACAAGUAUCAGUUCGGUAAAACUAAAAUAUUCUUCAGAGCUGGUCAGGUGGCAUACCUGGAGAAACUUCGAGGAGACAAGAUGUAUGAGAGUUGUGUUAUGAUUCAGAAGACGGUGCGGUGUUGGCAAGUUAGAAAGAAAUAUGUGAAGAUGAGAAAUGCUGCUAUUGUACUACAGGCCUGGGCACGAGGUCAUCAAGCACGAAGACUUGCUCAUCAUCUUCGUCGCACAAAGGCAGCUAUCACUUUACAAACAGCUUGGCGAUGUCACAAAGCCCGAAGUCGUUACCAGCGCGUGCGGUAUGCUACACUGGUCAUUCAGUCCCAGUACCGUGGCAGACAGGCGCGGUUGUUGAAGAAACGAUUACUUUACGAAGCCAAAGCGAUCGUGCUUCAGCGAGCUGUUCGGGUCUUCCUCGCUCGUCGUACAUUCAUCGCCAAACGUAAAAAGAUUAUAUUGAUACAGUGUUGCAUAAGAAGACUAAUUGCGCAGAGGGAGCUCAAGAAACUUAAGAUUGAAGCAAGAUCUGUGGAACAUUACAAAAAUCUCAACCGUGGAAUGGAAAAUAAGAUUAUUUCCUUACAACAGAAGCUUACUAGCGAAAUCCGUAAGAACGAAGAACUGAAUUCUAAACUACAGGAGAUUGGUGACCUCAGGCUUGAGCUAGACGCCGCUAAGAUGUGGAAGAUGGAUUAUCAGACAGCAACUGCUACGAUUGUUGAAUACGAGAAAGUUAUAAGUGAAUUGAAACAACAACUGGCUAAGAUGUCAGCUGAAAAAGAUGAAAUUCUGCAGAAGGCAAAUGAAGAGAAAGAUGAAAUUGAAGAGGCGAGUGAAGUCUUACGUUGGGAAAUUGUCAAGUUGAAGGACGACUUGAAAAAUUUGGAGGAUAAAAAAGAAAAGAGUGCCAAGGAUAAAGAAGAUGAAAUGCGAGCGCAGUUUGAUGCUGAAAAAAGUCAACUCAUGGCCGAGAUUGAAGCUGAGAGAUCGCAUCAUCAACGUAUUUUGAAAGAUUACAAUAGAUUACAACAAAGAUAUGAAAAUCUUCAGGAUGAAGUGGAAAUUUUACAAAGUCCAACUGUGAGUCCUAACAAAGAUCCCAUGAAAGAAAAUGAUGAGAACGUCUCGAGCACAAAAUCACCAAAGAUGAAACAAGAAGAUGCUCUUAUUUCUGAACUUAAACAACGCAUUAGAGAACUGGAGAUGAACUCCAGGUCAACCAAUGAAAUUCCAACAAUAGAACUGCCACGCAAUAAUCAAGAAAAUGAUCUGGAAACGAAAAAUAGCCCGAAAAAAGUCGUUCAUUCACCGGAUAUCAAGUCUUUAACAAAAGAAAAUAAUAAACUUAACACCGAGUUGAAUAUUUUCCGUGAAAUAGUGAACAGACGUGACUCGGUGUCAGAAAAAGACAUGAGCGAUUCAAUAAUCGCAAUAAAAGAUGAUAAUAUCACUAAACUUACUAAAGAGAGAGACGAUUAUAAACAGGAAUAUCAGAAAUUUCGCUCAGAGCUUAUUCGUUUUGCUUCCGUGACGAAGGAUUUGACCGACGUGGAGAUAAGAUGAAACGUAUCUCCUGAUAUAAGCGCCUAUAUCCUUCAAAGCCAGUGUUUUUUUGAACAAGCAAACGAGGUUCUACAACGAGAAUUGCAGGAUUUGUUAGCUAAAGAAACUGAUAUGCAAACGGCGCAUGAAAACUUAUGGAAUGAACUCGCAAAGCUGAAAUUAGAGAAAAUUCACGGAGAAAAUCAUUCAAUCACUGCUGAUGUACAAUCAGAAAUAUCCAGAUUGGUUGAGGAAAAUUUGGACUUGAAAGAACAAAUAGAGAAGCUCGAAGAACGAAUGAAAAAUCAGCAACAAAACACGUUAGCUAAAAGCGAACAUGAGAAUUUCCGUAAGAGAGCAACCUCGUGGAAUAAAGCGGAGGCCGAGUUGAGAAGAAGAACAAGCUCCGGUCAUAGAAGUUCCCUGGACCCUAUCGCCGGUAGAGUGAUGAUGAACUUUGCUGGUUUAUUGCGAAAGAAUCCAAAAGAUUCGGGUGAAGCAACAGUUCCUGAGGAAGGCAAGAAACGAGGAAUGAUCGAGUUUGCCAUAUCCGAUGUUGAUUUGAUCGUAAAACAACUCAUUCAUGACUUGUCACCUGGUCACGUGUCAGACCAGAUUCCAGGACUUCCCGCACACCUUCUCUUCAUGUGCGUACGUUACUGUGAUCACGUGAACGAUGAUGAAAAGUUGCAGACCUUGCUGACGUCAGCUAUUAGUGCUAUCGGUGUUGUCACCAAGAAAUCUCCGAAUGAUUUGGAUGUUUUGGUUUUCUGGCUGUCGAAUACUUGUCGUUUAUUACAUGAUUUGAAGCAAUACAGUGGGGACAAGGCAUUUCAAACACACAACACACCAGAACAGAAUGAACAUUGUUUGAAGAAUUUUGAUCUCACAGAAUAUCGGCAGUUGCUGGAUGAUCUUGCCGUUCAUAUUUAUAAUGAUAUCUUGACUGCAAUUAGAGAGUCUAUCCAAGGAUAUAUUGUUCCUGGUCUACUGGAGUUUGAGUCGAUUCCUGCAGUGUCUAGUUCCAAACCGUUUGGCAGAACGAACAUGCGACAGAGAACUCGAAGCAAGAAUGAAGACAUUACCGUGAAGACGAUCACAAAAUAUGUAAGUUUCACAUGCAUCAUUGCUAAACUAAACACGAGUAUUUCUGAUAUUAUGUUUCUUCUUCGUCUUCAGUUAUCUUAUGUGUUGGCAAUUUUGAAUACACAUUGUGUUGAUCCAGACAUCAUAAAGCAAGUAUUUAGACAAAUCUUUCAUUUUAUUGGUGCCUCAAUGUUAAACAACAUUCUCCUUCGGAAAGAUAUGUGUCAUUGGUCCAGGGGCAUGCAGAUCAGGUUUAAUUUGAGUGUAUUAGAAGAUUGGGUGAGAAUUAACCAACUCGACAGCGGUAAUAUACUAGAAGGACUAAAGUGUAUUAUCCAAGCUACACAAUUACUUCAAGUAAGCAAGAGUACGUUGGACGAUGUGGACGCAAUUUGUGAAGUUUGCAGUUCUCUAAACACGUUGCAGGUCCAGAAGAUAUUGAGUAUGUACACGCCAUCAAACGAUCGUGAAGCGAGAGUUCCUGCUGCGGUGAUACGUGCAGUGGUACAGAGGGCUCACAAUGAAACUGAUCCAAUGUAUUUAAUGGUUGAUGCGAACAAGACGUAUUCUGUGUCAUUUACCUUUACUGCAUCUGCGGUGUCUCUAGAAAAUGUAGCUAUCCCCGACACUAUAAAUAGCAAUUCUUUGAAAGUGAUCUAAUGAAUGAUGCUUUUGUUCAGGGGUUUCUGCUAUAAAUGUAGGGUUUUUUUAAAUAUCAGAUAUCUGAUGAUCGAUUUCAGAAGCUGACAGUUUUGGAACGAGAAUAAGGUUGCUGUAUGAAGCACUGAAGCACUCAUCUCAUCAGCAGCAUGACAGUUUGCAAUAGGUCGGGGUAUAAUAGCUGUGGUUUAGCCUUACCCUAGCUAGCCUAGAUCUAAACUACAGUUGUCCCAACUUACCAGUAGCUAAACCACAGUCGUACCAUCAACAUAUUGCAACUUAUGGAGGUGACAGAGGUGAGGUCUUUGGUGUGAAAGAGGCAGCAUAUCUGUAGUCAGUUCAAUUUCAUUUAUAAAUAUAAAUUAAACAAAUAUGACAUCGAACUGACAUUAGAUUAUCAUCAUCGUUAUUUUUUGUACAGAAUUUGAUAGGAAAUUUGUAAAGUAACUUAAUUAUCGAUUUGAUAUUAAUUAGAAUAAUGAUUAUUUAUAGAAGAGUAAUUUAUAAAUUAAUUAGAGAAUACAA
Molecule: messenger RNA, 6108 nt
Organism: Dendronephthya gigantea
Lineage: Eukaryota; Metazoa; Cnidaria; Anthozoa; Malacalcyonacea; Nephtheidae
Product: unconventional myosin-Vb-like
Exons: 34
Biological process (GO): vesicle transport along actin filament; actin filament organization
Cellular component (GO): vesicle; myosin complex; cytoplasm
Molecular function (GO): ATP binding; microfilament motor activity; actin filament binding
Source: RefSeq, a predicted model, not a curated record